GAAGCGCACGUCCUCCACACAGACACACACCUCCGUCCUCGAGCACAGCCUAGGUGAGGCGCUCCCCGCGCCGCCGGCCGCCGCCCCGCAUGCAGCCGCACCACCACCACCACCACCCCCCGCAGGCUCACUUUCUGCAGAUCCACGGCAAGAACUGCUGCGUGUUCCGGGAUGACUUCAUCGCCAACGUCCUGCCGCCCGUGUUGGGGCUGGAGUUUGUGUUUGGGCUCCUGGGCAAUGGCCUGGCCCUGUGGAUCUUCUGCUUCCACCUCAAGUCCUGGAAGUCCAGCCGGAUCUUCCUGUUCAACCUGGCCGUGGCCGACUUCCUCCUGAUCAUCUGCCUGCCCUUCCUGAUGGACAACUACAUGAGGAAGUGGGACUGGAAGUUCGGGGACGUCCCCUGCCGGCUGAUGCUCUUCAUGCUGGCCAUGAACCGCCAGGGGAGCAUCAUCUUCCUCACCGUGGUGGCCGUGGACAGGUACUUCCGGGUGGUCCACCCCCACCACGCCCUCAACAAGAUCUCCAACCGGACGGCGGCCGUCGUCUCCUGCUUCCUGUGGGCCCUCACCAUCGGCCUGACGGUGCACCUCCUGUACAAGAAGAUGAUGAUCGAGAACGGCAGCGCCCACCUGUGCAGCAGCUUCAGCAUCUGCUACACCUUCCGGUGGCACGACGCCAUGUUCCUCCUGGAGUUCUUCCUGCCCCUGGGCAUCAUCCUGUUCUGCUCCGUCCGCAUCAUCUGGAGCCUGCGGCAGCGGCAGAUGGACCGGCACACCAAGAUCAAGAGGGCCAUCACCUUCAUCAUGGUGGUGGCCGUCGUCUUCGUCAUCUGCUUCCUGCCCAGCGUGGCCGUGCGCAUCCGCAUCUUCUGGCUCCUGUACACGAAGGGGACCGAGGACUGUGACAUCUACCAAUCGGUGGACCUGGCCUUCUUCAUCACCCUCAGCUUCACCUACAUGAACAGCAUGCUGGACCCUCUGGUGUACUAUUUCUCCAGUCCGUCCUUCCCCAACUUCUUCUCCGCCUUGAUCCACCGCUGCCUCCGCAAGAAGAAGCCGGAGGAGCCGGAUAAUAACCGGAGCACAAGCAUCGAGCUCACGGGGGACCUGAGUGCGUCCAGGAGUGUCCCAGGCGCUCUGAUGGCCGAAUCUGGGGAGCCCUGGAGCCCCUCUGGUCUGACUGCAGCUUCUCGCUAAAUUGCCAAGGAGGGAGACCUGUCACCAAGAACCCAGAUCUCUGGAGGAACCGUGUGGCCGGUGCCCAGAGGGACACCAUGAGGCCCGGCCCGGCCCGGCCCGGAGAACCUGACUGAGAGGAGCCGUGUGGGUGGAGUGGGCCGCUUGGCUGCAGGGACGGCAGCGAUCUCGGAGGAACGGAGAGUGAAACUUCCGCUCCGUCCUGGACACCUGCGGAACCGAAGACGGCAAAACCGUCCGGGUUUCCUGCCACGCCAAGUGGGAGCCACAGAGACGCCCGCCCGUCGGCACCUGUGAUUCCCGGGCGCCUGCCCUUCGCCUGCCCGAGACUUGGAUGGUUCUCAGCUCCUGGGGCCGUGCCUGGCCUGUUCCCGGCUCCGGCUCCGGCUGAGAAAAGGAGAACGAAGUGGUUGGAGAGGAAUUGCCGCUCCUGGGGGGAGCCCGGGCAUCGUUUCCCAAGGCCUCGGUCACCUGGGGUUCCUGGGGACCGGUUCGUCUUUCAGCCAAGCUUUAGCAGAACCGGACUGGACAGAGGGACUCAUGAACUUUGGUCACCAUCCGCGUUCCCCACGGUGGUAGGAAGGGGGUUGGCCCCGAGAGAUACAGUGUGACUGAGGGAAAGGAAAUGGCAUUGGUGUUGCCGCCUGCAGUUAAUCCUUUCCUCUCUUGUUUGCACUCAUUAAAAAGGCGUCCGUCCGGGAAGAGCUGCUUCCCUCCUCUGUUUGCUUUUGUCAUUAGGAGGGACAUGCUGGCCGGCGAGGCAGGGGAAGACGCCUCCGGCCCAUUUGCUUGUGUCUCUGUACUUGUGAGAAAGCCACCUCGUCAAUAAACUUGGAAAUGGGA
Molecule: messenger RNA, 2039 nt
Organism: Eptesicus fuscus (big brown bat)
Lineage: Eukaryota; Metazoa; Chordata; Mammalia; Chiroptera; Vespertilionidae
Gene: HCAR2
Product: hydroxycarboxylic acid receptor 2
Exons: 1
Coding region: 90-1196 (368 amino acids)
Biological process (GO): G protein-coupled receptor signaling pathway
Cellular component (GO): membrane
Molecular function (GO): G protein-coupled receptor activity
Source: RefSeq, a predicted model, not a curated record